This is a messenger RNA of Rotaria sordida, 2982 nucleotides long. The record is from the annotation of a GenBank genome assembly. Lineage: Eukaryota; Metazoa; Rotifera; Eurotatoria; Philodinida; Philodinidae.
CAACUAGAUAUUAUUGUUGUUGAUUCAAAACGUGAUCGAAUAUAUAUUCUUCUGAAAUAUGAUAAUAGAACAUUUGUUACAACAACUACAUAUGAUGGAAUAUCUAAAUCUCAUCCAUUCUUUGUCGCUGUGGCAGAUUUUAAUAAUGACAAUCAAUCAGAUAUUGUUAUAGCCAACUAUGGUACUAAUAAUGUACUUGUAUUUAGUCAAUAUUUUAUACAACCAUCAGUAAGACAAACAAAUUAUCUUGUUGGAAAAGAUUCUCGUUCGUCUGCAGUCGUUAUUUAUGAUUUUAAUAAUGAUGGUCUAUUAGAUUUAUUGGUUAAUAAUUUGAACAAUGAUAGUUUACUUUUAUUAACUGGUAAUUAUAAUGGAACUUUUGAGUCAGCAACAACAUAUUUGACUGGAAAUAAAUCAGCUCCGCAACAUUUUUGUCUCGGUGACUUUAACAAUGACAAUCGAAUGGAUAUUGUCACAGCUAAUUAUGGUUCUGAUAGUAUAAGUAUUCUUCUUGCACAAGACAAUGGAUCUUUUUCUGAUGUGACAACAUACUCUGUGGGCUAUGAUUCUCGACCAUGGUCAGUAGCUGUUGGAGAUUUCAAUAAUGAUAAUCGAUUAGAUAUUGUCAUUGCAAAUUUUGGAUCUGGUGGCUUUAGUGUUCUUCUCGGAUAUGGUAGUGGAAUUUUUGGUAAGGCGAUCACAUACUCUGCUAAUAUUAUUGUUCAGGCAAUAUCAGUUGCUGUUGGUGAUGUUAAUAAUGAUAAAAAGUUGGAUGUUGUCAUUACUGAUUGUGGUUAUGGUAAUGUGGGUGUUCUUCUAGGUCAAGGUGAUGGAACUUUUUCUAAUGCAAUGACCUAUUCUGUUGGUAUUACUUAUUGUCCAAAUGGUGUCAGCGUUGUCGAUUUGAAUAAUGAUAAUCAUCUGGAUCUUGUUGUCUCUACUUUAGAGGGACGUUUUGUUGGUAUUCUUAUUGGAUAUGGAAAUGGAUCUUUUCAAGAAAUUACAACUUAUUUGACUGGUUCUAGUUCGAUCCUUUAUCAUAUCGCUAUUGCUGAUUUCAAUAAUGAUCAUCGACAUGAUUUUGCUGUGACCAAUAUUGCAAAUGAUGAAAUAAUAAUCUUUUAUGGAUAUGGUAAUGGCAGCUUUGAACUUGCAAGAAGAUAUUCUACUGGUUUUGGUUCGAAGCCGUAUGCCAUCACUACUGCUAAGUUGAAGAAUAGCAAUCAAACAAAUAUUAUUGUUACUUUCUGGGGAGCUGGAGAAGUUGGUAUUUUAACUGAAUAUGCUGCUGCAAAAUUUGCAAAUCAAAAAACAUAUUCAACUGGUUCAGCUCCACAACCCUAUUCUGUAACUGUUGGUAAUUUCAAUGAUGAUAAUUAUGUAGAUAUAGUCAUCGUUAAUUCAGGAAGUGAUAAUUUAGAUGUACUUUUCAAUUCAGGCAAUGGUACAUUUGAAACACAAAUAACAUAUUCAAUUGGUGCUAAUUCACAUCCACGAUAUGUUAUUGCUGGUGAUAUCAACAAAGAUAAUCAUUUAGAUAUAGUUACUGUUAAUUCAAAGAGUAAUAGUAUUAGUUUAAUUAUGGGACAUGGUAAUGGAACUUUUGAUAUCUCAAGAGUAUAUUCAACUGGAAAAAAUUCAUAUCCAUUAGCAGUAGCUAUCGGUGAUUUCAACAAUGAUAAUCGAUCUGAUUUAAUCAUUGCUAAUGCAGGUACAGAUAGUAUAGGUAUACUUAUUGGAUUUAAUUAUGCAACAUUUCAAAGUCACAAUAAUUAUUCCAGUGAUAAUACUCAAGUACCACAUAAUAUCAUCACUAGUGACUUCAAUAAUGAUAAAUAUCUAGAUAUUGCCGUUACUUUUUCGUUAAGUGAUAACAUAGGUAUUCUUCUUGGAUAUGGUAAUGGAAGCUUUGGUAUUAUGAUGACUUAUUCGACUGGAAAUGGUUCACGACCUCAAUCAUUGACUGUUCAUGAUUUUAACAAUGAUGGACAAUUAGAUAUUGUUGUUGUUAAUUCAGGCACUAAUGAUAUAGGCAUCUUUCUUGGUUAUGGUAACGGAAGCUUCACUACUAGCAGAAGAUAUUCAACUGGAAAUGAUUCUGGUCCAAUUGCAAUCGUCUUAACCGAUAUAAACAAUGAUGGUGAAAUAGAUAUUAUCGUAGCAAAUGCUGCUGCUAACAAUAUAGGUAUUCUACUUGGACGUGGCAAUUUGACUUUCGAUACUAUAACUACUUAUCCAAUUGAAAAUGGUUCAAACCCAUUUUCUGUUGCUGUGGGUGAUUUUGAUAAUGAUGGUCAAAUAGAUAUCGUGGUAGCUAAUUACCGUACAAGCAGUAUUAGUAUUUUUUUGGGUUAUAAUAAAAAUGGAAGUUUUACAACUCAAGUGACCUAUUCAACGGGUUAUCAAUCUUGGCCGACUUCAAUAACUGUUGGAGAUUUCAAUCACGACAAUCAACUUGAUAUCGCUAAUGGUAAUUAUAAUAUGAAUAAUGUCGGGAUUUUUCUUGGAUAUGGAAAUGGUACCUUUGCUCCUGUCACGACAUAUUUUACUGGAGAUGGUUCUUCACCACGGUUUGUUGAAGCUCAUGAUUUUAAUAAUGAUGGCAUAUUAGAUAUUGCUGUUGCUAAUUAUGGAACUAACAAUAUUGUUGUGCUUUUCGGUUUUGGGGAUGGAAGCUUUUUAUUAGGAACCGCAUAUCAAACUGGUCAUGGAUCUGCACCAUAUGUGUUAACCAUUGGCGAUUUUAACAAUGAUUCUCGAGAACUUUAUGCUGGUGUAAAAUCAUAUAGUAUGGGUUUUGGAUCGUACCCACACUCAGUUGCUAUUGGUGAUCUGAAUAAUGAUGGUCGAUCAGAUAUUGUUGUAGCUAAUUAUGGUACUCACAAUCUAGGUAUUUUACUUGGACGUGGUAAUGGAAUUUUCGAUACUAUAAAAAGAUUUCCAACUGGUUCUGCUCCAUAUUCUGUUGGUAUAGCUGAUUUU